Molecule: messenger RNA, 2634 nt
Organism: Plasmodium reichenowi
Lineage: Eukaryota; Apicomplexa; Aconoidasida; Haemosporida; Plasmodiidae
Exons: 3
Coding region: 1-2634 (877 amino acids)
Molecular function (GO): nucleic acid binding
Source: RefSeq, a predicted model, not a curated record
AUGAAGAAUAAUCAGGUCAAUUUAUUUUUUGUAUCUGGUUUACCAUCGGAUGUUACAGAAAAUGAAAUAAAGAAUUAUUUUUUGCCUGAUCAUGAAUUAAGCCAUUGCACAUUACAUAGUACUCAUUGUGGAAUAAGUAGUUGUUAUGGUUAUGUGGGACUGAAAAGCAAAGAAUUGGAUAUUCAAGAAUAUGUAAAAAAUAAAAAAUUAAAAAAUAAGGAUAUAUAUAUUGAACUUAUUGAAGAAGAGAAUGAAGGUGAUAAUAAUAUAAAUGAUGAUGAUAAUAAUAAAAAUGGUGAUAAUAAAAAUAAUAAUAUGUAUGAAGAACAAAAUAAUAAUAUGUAUGGAGAGCAAAAUAAUAAUAUGUAUGAAGAACAAAAUAAUAAUAUGUAUGAAGAACAAAAUAAUAAUAGGUAUGAAGAACAAAAUAAUAAUAGGUAUGAAGAACAAAAUAAUAAUAGGUAUGAAGAACAAAAUAAUAAUAUGUAUGAAGAACAAAAUAAUAUUUGUUAUAAUAAUGAAGAUGUAAUAGAUGAGAAAUCGAAAAAAAGUAAUUAUAUUAAAUUAAGAAAAAAGAAAGAAAACAAGAAGCAUAUAAAAAUUAUCAACGAAAAUGGAGAUAUAACAAAAGAAGGAUUAUGCAUAUUAGAAAAUAUGAACAUGCAAGAUGUUGUAAUAUUAAUAAUUAAAAUUCAAGAAUUAGUACGUAUGGAUCCUCAAACAGCUAUUAAAAUGUUGAAUGAAAAUAAGACUAUUUAUUAUUCCUUGAUACAUGCUCUUUUUUUUUUUGGAAUAUUAAAUGUAGAAAUAACACCAUUAGAUAACGAAGAAAUUAAAGAAAGUCAUUUUUAUCGAAUGAAAAAUUAUUUUCAGUAUAUUUGUAUGAACGAUGAAAAAUCUACAAUGCAAGAUUUUAAGGAACCUAAAACGAAUGUGGAUAAUCAAUGUGAAAAUGAUUGUGGUGAUGAUUCAUCUUAUGAAUAUGAAGAAAUGAUAAAUGAAGAUAUAAUAAGUGUAGAAGGAAAUUAUAAUGAAGACGAAAGAAAUGACAAUACUGUGGUGAAUAAUAUGGAUAAUACAUUUGAUAGUGAUCAUGUAAUGUGUGAUGAUGAUAAUAAGAUAUAUGAUAAUGAUGAUAAAUAUGGUGAUAAUACAUAUGGUGAUAAUACAUAUGAUGAUAAUAAAUAUGAUGAUAAUAAAUAUGAUGAUAAUAAAUAUGAUGAUAAUAAAUACGAUGAUAAUAAAUACGAUGAUAAUAAAUACGAUGAUAAUAAAUACGAUGAUAAAUAUCAUGAUAAUUUAAUAAAUAAAAAAUAUACACAUGUAAACAAAAAAACGUUAUAUAAUAAACAUCAACCUUAUAUAACUAAUAUGAAGAAUGACAAAAAAAGGAAAAUUGAGGAAACUCCGAAGACCCUAUUAAAUGAUGUGAACAAUAAUUAUGGUGAUAAUAACAUGACAUAUGAAGAUAUAUAUUAUAAUAUGAAUAAUGAUACAAGUAUGGAAUGUAAUAAUAGGAAGGGUGUGAAUAAUCAUAACCAGUCUAUUAACAUGAGAAUAAAAAAUAACAAACGAAAAAAAGAUUAUCCUUAUAAGUAUGUAAUGCAAGAAUAUAUAAAAGGAAAUGAUCUAUCGAACAACAACAAUAAUAAUAAUAUUAAUAAUAAUAAUAUUAAUAAUAAUAAUAAUAUUAAUGGUUGUGGAAAUGUAUCCUUAUCAUCAGACAAAAGGAAAGGUAAUUUAUACGGAAAUAAUAAAAUCAACAUGAAUAAUAAUAAUAAUAAUAAUAAUAGUAGUAGUAAGAAUAAGAAUAAUAAGAAUAUCCCCCCAAAAGGUAUGCCCAAACCACUCUAUAGCUUUAUUAAAAAUAAAGACCUUAACAGAAAUCCUAUUAAUUAUGAUGAAAAUGAUUUUGUGGAGAGUGUAAAGGAGAAUGCUGCAGAUUGUGUGGAUACAUUAUUACAUAAUUAUAACAAUAAUAAUAAUAAUAAUAAUAAUAAUAAUAAUAAUAAUAAUAAUAAUAGUAAUAAUAAUAAUUUGUACAAGUCAAAUAAAGAAGCGAAAAACCAUAACGAGAACCCACAUUUUUAUAACACCACAAAUUAUAAGGUUAAUAAUAAUAAUAAUAAUAAUAAACAACAACAACUCUAUAGAAACAAUACAGAUAUGAGAUGUGAGAAUUUCCCGGAUAGAUUAAUAAACAAAAUGAAACAUAUAAAUAAUCAAAGAAGAGGAAUUAAAUUAAUAGACAGAAAGAAUAAUCCUUCAGAAGAUAAUUAUAAUACAAAUAAAAUUAAAAUUAAAUGUAUUAAUAUUGAAGAAGAAAAUAAAAUAAAUAACAAAAACAAUAAUAAUAAUAAUAAUAAUAAUAACAACAACAAAUUGUUAACAAGCGGAAUUAAUAGUAAUCAUCUAACUCUACUUCUUAAAAAAUUAAAAAUUUCUUUGAGUGAUAUACCAUAUGCUGAAGAAGAUUUAGUUAAAGAAAUAAUAAAUGAGAAAUCAAUUCUUCAAAAUAUAUUAAUAAGUAAAUAUGUAGACAUGUUAAAUUGGACAAGUGAACAAGUAUUACGUGUAUUAUCCAUAAGAAAAUCAUUAAAGAGAAUUGGUUAUAAUAUAAACGGUGUUAUAUAA